UCUAAGUAUGUGGUUAUUAAAUAAAUAAUUAACUGGAAAAAAAAAGGUUACCAGCAAUAUGCUAAUGUAUUUCAAAAAUCACUUUUCUGGUAGGUUAGAUAUUAGGUAAAAGUGUGCCUGAAGCAAUAAUGUGCAUGCUAAGUCGAAUUUAUAUAUCAAGGGAAAUGUCACUCUUUAGCAUAAGUAUUAAUAAAACAUGCAUGUUAUAAAAAAUGCUUAUAUAACACAGCUAUGCUCUCAUUCCACUUUGGGGAUGGAAACUGUAAACAUUUUAAUACAGUAACCAGGCACAAAAAAGAGUAGAGGGAAAGAAAGCAAAGGCUCUUAGCAUAUCCAGACUGACUCCCAGGUCGCUCAGGCAGUCACUUGGGCCAGGGCCUAUGGGCCUGACCAGACCUUAAUUCAGGGCGGAGCACUAGGCGGGCGCCUGGGCAGAGGCCUCUCCAGCGUUCCUGGGGCGAAGGUUGAGCGUUUGAGUGUCCAUGGUAACACUAUGCUUCCGCCUUCUGGAAGCUUACUCUCCAGAGCCUAUUGUGAGCUACCUGUCCCCGUGGGAGGGAGCGAGACUGGGGGACUGAUGGGGAAACAAAGGGGUAGGGGGCUAGGCAAGCUUCUGGAAACAUUUGUUUUAGGAAUUAAGGUAAACUAAGAAAUAUUGGUUCAGGACUCAGCACAAAACAACCUGUCUUUCUGGUCCUUUCGCCCACCCAGGGAAGGAUGCCUCUGGAGGUGGUGGUGGAGCUGCAGAUCCGGGCGAUUUCUUGCCCGGGAGUGUUUCUGCCGGACAAGGAAGGUGUGUACCUGGGAGUCUACCUCCUGAAUCAAUACCUGGAGACUGACUGCUUUCCCUCCGUGUUCCCUAUUGCGAUUCAGCAGAGCAUGAGAUUUGAAAAGGUGUUUGAAAGUGCAGUAGAUCCUGGAGCUGUUGCAGAGCUUUUAGAAAGUUUCCUUACCAGGUUUGAAUUAAUACAACUAGUGUCUCCAGACUGGGAAGAGUUGGCUUACUAUGAAGAAAAUACACGGGAUUUUCUUUACCCGGAGCCCAAGCUAACACCCUCACACCCUGGUAUGCAUAGAGACCUGCUUAUGAAGACGGCUGUAGGUUUUCCAGGCAUUGCUCCCAAACUAGAAUUUUCUACAAGAACAGCCAUCCGAGAAUGUGUGUUUCCACAUAGAAACAGAUUUUUUCCUUGCAGUCUACCUCUAGCACCCACUAAUAGAACAGCUGGAAAAACAAAAAGGAAGUUGGCAGAGUCUCUACUACGGGGUCCCAGAGCUGAGGAAGAAAAGUGUAAAUCACAAAAGCCUUUAUUGACAUCACAUGGACAAAGAGUCCCUUUAAAUAACAGAAAGAUGAAGCCAAAGGACAAAAAUCCAGACAGACUUCCCAAAGGCACACCUUCCCGGGUGCCAUCUCCACUCCUCAACUGCGGCUUCUUCCAACACCAGCCAACUCAGUUGAACCUUGACAGUAACUUCAGAUUCCCCUGGGAAAGGAAGCCUCCAUUUGUGGUUAGACAUGUGGACAGUGAAAAGCCCUUUGGUAAAAAUAAUUUGGAGGAGCAUCAUUCACAGAAGUCUAGAAGACAAUCUAAAUUUUUAAACUUGGCUUUUUCAAUGAGAAGAGCUUCUUCUCUUGACAGCCUCGCAGCAAACAUAAAGGUGAUCAGAGAGCCAGAUGAGCGGAUUAUUUUAAGGAGUCAGUCACCAUCACCUUUAGAUUCAAGUCAGUUUGGAAAGUCCUCGCCCAGACACCAAGGGGAUGCUGAUUUCCACCAGGAAGCUUCAUUUGUUACCUCCCAGAAUUUCAGAUCUCCCAGCCCUCUGGAUCAGCCUCUUCUCCGAGAAAGGUUCCAUCCUCGUUCUCAAUCCACAUGGAAGAAGAUCCAUGAAAGGGUAUGCAGCCUUCUGACAUCCCACAGAGCUCACCCAAAGGAUGAUUUUAUCUCUGAAGCAAAUUAUAUCUGUAAAAGACCAAGCUAUCCUCUGAAGAAACACCCACUGCAUGAGCAGAGAUAUUUUUAACUGAUAUCUCAUGAGGAAGUGUGUGAUAGCCUGACUGCACAUGUGCCGUAGCCCACUUCCCCUUUUGCCAACCUGUAUUCUGCCUUGGAGCCUGGAGACGGAUGACACUGCAACACCAGACACUGCGGGCCAAUGAGGAGAAGACACAGUACCAGAAGAAACCAUCGGGGACCAAUGGGACACAGGGAGGGGGCAUAUAGGCACACCCUGUUUCUGCAAUAAACGAGUCUGCAGCUGCUCACACUGCCUGCU
Nannospalax galili (Upper Galilee mountains blind mole rat) is the source of this 2277-nucleotide messenger RNA. It is a transcript of the gene Spata6l, whose product is annotated as spermatogenesis associated 6 like. The transcript is spliced from 14 exons. Gene Ontology annotation, biological process: spermatogenesis. Gene Ontology annotation, molecular function: myosin light chain binding. The record is from RefSeq and is a predicted model, not a curated record. The coding region runs from base 718 to 2025 and encodes 435 amino acids. Lineage: Eukaryota; Metazoa; Chordata; Mammalia; Rodentia; Spalacidae.